This is a messenger RNA of Myotis davidii, 3972 nucleotides long. RefSeq names its product tropomodulin 3 (gene TMOD3). NCBI's taxonomy places the organism in Eukaryota, Metazoa, Chordata, Mammalia, Chiroptera, Vespertilionidae. Gene Ontology annotation, biological process: pointed-end actin filament capping; muscle contraction; myofibril assembly. Gene Ontology annotation, molecular function: tropomyosin binding. Gene Ontology annotation, cellular component: myofibril; striated muscle thin filament. The record is from RefSeq and is a predicted model, not a curated record. The coding region runs from base 228 to 1286 and encodes 352 amino acids. The transcript has 10 exons.
GGAACCAGCCUCACAGACAGCGCGGUCGUGUUGGGGUGCUACUGGCGGGCGGGUCCGGCAACUCCCUGGGAGGCAGACGGGCGGGUGCCGGAACCGAGCUGCGGCAGUCCUCGCGGGUCUGUGAAGGAGCCGGUGGCCCCAGGAGGCGCCAGUCAGGUAAUUUUAAAAAAAAAUAGAAAUCACUUCUGACUACAUUGAAUAGCAAAAACGAAGUGACACUGCAGACCAUGGCACUACCAUUCCGGAAGGACUUGGAAAAGUACAAGGACCUGGAUGAAGAUGAGCUCCUUGGGAAUCUAUCAGAAGUAGAACUAAAACAACUGGAAACCGUGCUGGAUGAUCUUGACCCUGAGAAUGCCCUUCUGCCUGCAGGGUUCCGACAGAAGAACCAGACCUCAAAGUCUGCCACAGGGCCUUUUGAUAGAGAACACCUCUUGUCAUAUCUGGAGAAGGAAGCUUUGGAGCAUAAGGACCGGGAAGACUAUGUGCCCUACACUGGAGAAAAAAAAGGGAAAAUAUUCAUCCCUAAACAGAAACCUAUCCAGACUUUUACAGAAGAAAAAAUCUCUCUUGAUCCAGAAUUAGAAGAAGCUUUGACAAGUGCUUCUGAUACAGAAUUGUGUGACCUCGCAGCUAUUCUUGGAAUGCACAAUUUGAUAACGAAUACACAGUUCUGUAAUAUAGUGGGAAGUAGUAAUGGUGUUGACCAAGAAAAUUUUUCAAAUGUGGUAAAAGGUGAAAAGAUGGUCCCAGUAUUUGAUGAGCCACCAAAUCCAACCAACGUUGAAGAGAGUUUAAAGAGAAUUAAAGAAAAUGAUGUUCGUCUUGUUGAAGUUAAUUUGAAUAAUAUAAAGAAUAUUCCAAUCCCAACCCUAAAAGAUUUUGCGAAGGCUUUGGAAACCAACACACAUGUGAAAUAUUUAAGUCUUGCAGCCACGCGGAGCAAUGACCCUGUUGCUUUUGCUUUUGCAGAUAUGCUGAAAGUGAACAAAAAUUUGAAGAGCUUAAAUAUGGAGUCCAACUUUAUCACAGGAGCUGGGGUUCUAGCACUGAUUGAUGCUUUAAAAGAUAAUGAGACCCUCACUGAGCUCAAGAUUGACAAUCAGAGGCAGCAGUUGGGGACAGCUGUAGAAUUGGAAAUGGCGAAGAUGCUUGAGGAAAAUACAAAUAUCCUUAAGUUUGGAUAUCGGUUUACACAGCAGGGACCCCGAACCAGGGCAGCUAAUGCUAUAACAAAAAACAAUGACUUAGUUCGCAAGAAACGAGUUGAAGGAGACCACCAGUAAGUCCGCCAAGGCACAACCUUUGGAAGACUUCUGAAGGUCAUCAGGACUCACAUUGGUGAUAUCAGAUAUAAAAUUUUCCUGGGUAGAAGGGAAAAGACUGGAAAUUUUUCUUUUCUUUUUUUUCCAACUACAUGUAUAUUUUUCUAGUUUAAGUUACAAGUUUCAAACUGUAAAAUCAAUAGUAGGUGACAUUUUAUAUUUUAAAGCAUUAUUUCUACUUUCUGCUAAAAUCAAUUUUAAUUUAGCUUAAUUGAGUGGUUUAUGGUGGGUCUUAGUUAAAAAAAAUACAAUUAUAAGGAAGUAUAGGAAGUCACAUGUAGAAUAAUAUAAACAUUUUAAGGACCAAAUCUUUUUGUUAAAAAAAGGGACCUUGCUGAUAUCAGACUUGCUGUGCACCUCACAGGUACAAGCACUUCAAAGCUCCUGAUUCCAGGAUGGGAGAGAUGUCCGUGUUGUAGAACAUGAGCUUGGAGAGAUUGUGCUUUUGCUUCUGUCAGGAAAGCACAAUGCCAGAAUUUUAAACCAGGUGACUCAAAUCUAGUCGUCUGUUUAGAAGUAAAAGCAGGCCUCUAGGAGAGAGAAAAUGCAUUCCAGGUUACUGCACUUGUCUGAUGUAUCUUUAAGAGUAUAGUGAUGUCUACACUGAUGACAGUGUUUCAUUUUAAUACUGUGGACUUUAUUAGAUUUUUGUGAAAGCCCAUAGUAAAAAGCAUCUGAGUAGGAAAGCUAUUCUGUUCCUGUAAAAGGCAGAUAGCCAACUCUUGGUUAGAUAGGCAAAGAGAAAAAGAAAGCUGUUGUUUACAGUAAAUGUGAUGGAGGUGAAGUCUGAGGAGCAUGCAAAACUGUCAGUUAAACUGAUGGUUCCUGUAAAGCAAAUUAGAAACUGGCACGCGUCUAAAUCAUUGUUCCUAUAUGCAGUGCAGAAUUCCAUAAACGGUAUUUAGUCAUCACUCACUACAAAUUUUCCAAACAGGAAAUCUGCUCUUCUUCAUAAACCCAGUUUUUAUUGUUUCCUGUCAUCUUGUACUUUUUUGUCCAUAUUGUGUAAAAGUAAUUUCUCAUAACAAAAGUUGUCUUCCUGUUACUCUCGAAAGAAUCAAAGUGAACAAUUGAACAGUGUACUGUGGUGGGCAGCUGCCUCCAGACCGCCAGUGCGAUGGGGGAUUUGGACCUGUGUCCUUGCCCUGUUCCGGGGCAGCCUCUGGACCGGAGAUGGCGGAGUCUUACAGCUGCCGAAAGCAGGGGCAGAGGAAUCCGAGUCACCCUGGCCUCAGAAAUGCAGCCCUGGCUGAAGCAUUUACAGGGAGAUUUUUCUAAGGGAGAAUCUCAUUUCACUGGAGCAGAGAGGUCUGUUGUCAGUUUUUAAAAAAAUUAUUUUUCUGCGCCUUAGGCUUACAGUGGACAGUUUAUCCAAUGACUGGGCAGCUUCCUGUGUACUGUGGUAUAAGCCUUCUUAACAGGGUGUGUUUGUUGCUUUGUAUCAGUAUCUAAUGUUUUAAAGGGGCCUAAGAUUGACUUUGCACUAUUUCCUUUCAGUUAUAGGCUGCUUUUUUUUUUUUUUUAAGUUAGGAAGUCUCUCUCUCUCUCUCUCUCUCGCUCUCUCUCUCUCUCUCUCUCUCCUUUUCAUAUACAAUUUUGGAAACAUACUUGAUUUUAGACACUGCACUGUUCCAGCAGGCUGGGGGCUGCAUGGAGCAGGGCGAGGCGACCGUUACACUCUCAGCAAGGCUGCCUUGCAGCACUGUCCUGUGAGUCAUUACAUUGAUUAGUAUGUUACCCCCUCCUCCAUGAGUGUGUUUUUUUAACAUAGGUAGACAAGCCCUUACCUAAAGUUGUAUGUCAUACUUAUGGAUAAAAUCUUUAGUAUGGAGAAGUUAAGUGUUUUGCUUGUACCAUUCCAGUUCUGAGCUACAAUAGUUCAUUAUAUAAUUUCUUCAUAAAUGACUUUAAAGGUAAACAUUCAUCCGAUUGGAUAUAGAAAAAUAUUUCAAGCAUUGUAAUUACAGGGGAGAAAACUGAUGUUUACUUUGAUCUUUAAAAAUAUGGCACCUCUUAGCCUUUUAUUAACUUCUGGAAUUUCUAUAUUGCUCUAAAAUUUUGUAAUAGAGUUGUGAAGUAGUCUGGAUUUUUAAACCAAAGAUGUGUAAGACCUUAAAUUUUGUAGUCUAACCAAUUUAAACUUAUCUGGUGAUCUAAUCAAAGAACACUUGCAUUUUUAAAUUGCUGGGGUUUUUUUUUAAAGCUUUAACUUCCCAUUUUAUAAAACUUUAUAUUUAUAUUUGUCCAAAUUUUUUCUAGUAUGUCUACAUGAACUUGUAUUUUAAAAAUAUUAAUUACUAAUGUUGAUAUUAUUAAAAUGGAUGUUGGUGCUAUAUAUUUGUAGCUAGUAAGUCUAAAGUAUAGAAGAAAUACAUUUUAUAAGGGUGCCUGUCAUUUAAAAGACCAAAUAAACAUUUUGUGUGUUUAAACAACUAGCAAUUGUCAGAGAUUUCAAUGAGAAUUAUCUUUAUCAUUAAAUGGCAAAUUCUUGUUAUUUGAAUGAAAUAACCCACAUACUUUAUGCAGUAGGUGCACUCUGGAAAAGUUACAUGUAAAUAGAACUUUGUAAAUUGUUUUUCCAUUGACAAUAUCUGAUGUUUUCAUUUAAAAUGGGAAUUCCAUGGUAUUAAAAAGUUAUGAGAAAAAA